UAUUUUUUUUGUGUUAACCUACGUUUGUAUCAUUGAACGACUUUCGUAUUGGAGCUCCUCCAUUUUGUGCCUGUGUUGUUUCAUAUGUUCGGUGGUUAUUGUUAGCCUUUUCAAUAAAGUUGCGAGUGUUCGACGUAAAUGUGCCGUGAUAAAUUGUCUCAAAAAUUUCAACUAUUGAAUAAGAUUUUCGAUCCAUGAAAAGAUAUCAUUUCAAAAAGCAACACUCGAAAAUAGAUGUGCUGAAAAGAAGUAUGUGUGUUAACUUAAUAAACUACUAUUAAAUUUGUGUCAUCUCGGAAGCGAGUUCAACCCUAGCUGAGAGUGUGUUGCAUCUGUUGCUGCUGCUGCUAUCUCCAGAUGAUACUGUAACAAGCAUCAAAAAUUUAUAGAUCAAAAAGUGAAUAGCAACAAAAAAAACAUCAUACAACAUGGGCGAAGUAAAAAUUCAAGUGUUCCGACCAACGUGGGAAGAGUUUAAGGAUUUUGCCAAAUACAUUGAGUACAUCGAAUCGCAGGGUGCGCAUAAGGCCGGAUUAGCUAAGAUUAUUCCACCACCGGAGUGGAAACCUCGAAAAAAUGGUUAUGAUCUCGAUGGGCUCAACCUUACCAUACCGGCUCCAAUAUGUCAAGUGGUUGCCGGCAAACAAGGACUUUAUCAGCAAAUCAAUAUCCAGAAGAAUGCCCUCACUGUGAAACAAUUUUCUGAAUUGGCCAACACGGAAAGAUACGCAACUCCUAAACACUUUGAUUAUGAGGAUUUAGAGCGCAAAUACUGGAAAAACGUUACCUAUGUGGCCCCCAUUUAUGGUGCUGAUGUAUGCGGGAGUAUUACUGAUGAGGACUGUAAUAUCUGGAACAUCAAUCGUCUCGGAACCAUACUGGAUUUCGUAAAUCAAGAUUACGGCAUCUCAAUUGAUGGUGUGAAUACCGCCUAUCUGUACUUCGGCAUGUGGAAAACCACUUUUGCAUGGCACACCGAAGACAUGGAUUUGUACUCGAUUAACUAUCUGCACUUUGGAGCCCCGAAGACGUGGUAUGCUGUGCCUCCCGAGCACGGUCGUAAACUGGAAAAGCUCGCGAACAGUUGCUUCCCAGCAAGCUUCAAAACAUGUGCCGCCUAUCUGCGCCACAAGAUGACCUUGAUCAGUCCCCAAAUUCUGAAGCAGCACAAUAUACCGUUCGAUAAAAUUACGCAAGAGGAGAAUGAAAUUAUGAUCACUUUUCCGUUCGGUUACCACGCUGGUUUCAAUCAUGGCUUUAACUGUGCAGAAUCGACUAAUUUUGCGAUGCCUCGUUGGAUCGAGUACGGGAAGAGAGCCACCCAAUGUUACUGCAGUUCCGAUAUGGUUAAAAUCUCGAUGGACACAUUCGUCAAGCGCUUCCAGCCGGAUAAAUAUGAAGCGUGGAUGAAUGGCACUGAUUUUGGUCCACAUCCGGAGGAUCCCUCCCAUAUAGUUGGACCACCGCCGAGAUUUGUAGACUGUGAGAAGGACGAGGGCAUAGAAUCUUUCACCGAAGAAGGUGAAAAAACUCCAAUGAAGAAGGCAUGCAACACAUCGACGACCAAUAUCCGCAAAAUGUCAUUCAAAGAGAAGAACCCUGAUUUGGAUUUGAAUGACAUUCAGAACAAUCCACACAUUCCAGAUGACGUGAAGAUGGUUCUAAGUGGAGCACUAACGAUGGGCGACGAAGAAGAGGUGGAAGAGGAUGCCGAAAAUGGCAAGUCUCCGAAUAAAUCCGACACCACCUCUGACAGCUUUAAGUCAUCGUCGUACGAUCCGUUCGAUUCCGAAGAGGACGAUGAGGAGGAAAGCAAUUCCAAAAAUAAAAAACGAAAAAAGAAAAAGAAAGCGGGAAGCGAUUACGACGAUGAUUGGUAUUCAUCGCAUGGAAAACGUCGAGUUGGGUCUCCCAGAAAGCGGAUGUCCCGAGAGCAGCGUGAAGCGAAAGUGGAAAGGGAGAAUAAACGGCAAGAAAGACGAGCGAAGCUGGACGAGAAGCGGCUGCGUCGUGAAGAAGAGAAAAAGGUUCGUGAGCAGGAACGAGAGCGGGAACGCCAGGAGCGACUAGAAAAGAAAGAACGAGAACGUCAGGAGAAAAAGGAGCUCCGCCAAUCGGAGUCUAAGAGAAAGGCAAUGGAGCGAAUGAACAAACCAAGGAGACCAUAUAAAAAGUCAACCAGCGGGACGUCACCAGUGAUGAGGAAGAUAAAGAAACAGUUAAUGAAGGAACUUCCGCCACCGCUGAAAAUGUUGGAGCAUCAUAAGAAGUUUGAAGGUAAGAUUCCACAUCUUAAGAAGGCCGGUGCCGAGGAUACCAGUGGCAACGGUGACAUCGUUGGUGGAGGUAACUGCAGUAGAAACGUCUCUGAUCCGAUUGUUGCAGGGAAGUCGAAUUUGCCACUACCAGCAUCCCUUACAUUAACUGUGAUAGACAGGCCUGGCGAUGGAAUGAAACGGGAACCCGGAGCGAGUCCGGUAGGACCAAAGCCUGUAACGCUUCCGCUGCAAGAUAGUAAUCUGGCCAAGAAAAUAAGCAGUAUUCCGCAUCUGGUGGUGAAACAAAUCGAUGCAAGUGAGGUGAAGAGUCAUAGUUCGUUCGCUUCGCGAGCCAGAACACCUCCGCCAUCCACGCCCCAGAUGGAAAAUGGGACACUAGGAUUCAAAGAACGAAAACCCAUAUAUCGACCAUCGUCCUACGUACCUCCGCCUGUUAAAAUUCCCAAGCCGCCCACACCAGUAAAACAGCGAACGGAUUACUUAAGCGCGUUCAACGCUUUUAUCGAAACAAGCAAACGACUGGAAUUACCACAAUCGUUACCCAAGAAGGCAACAUCAUUCAUGAAAUCUAAUCAGCCUCCGAAGCAACCGAUCGUCAGACAAACGGACGACUCUAUAGCGAUACCUCCGUUGAGACCAUCGGAAGUGAGAUCGUCUCCAGUUGCAAGCAGUGUGAUAGCGACUCCUGCUCAAAACACGGACGGACCUGCGCUUAACAGUCGAACAAUAAGAACUUCGGCAGGGAGCAUACAAAUUGUUGUUCGAAAACCGCCAGAGCCGUCAGAAGUUGUUAAGCAAGAACCUCAAAACCUACAAAUUGUUGCAUCUGUGGCUGCACCAAAUGCAAUUAGUAUCCAACACCAACCACCACAGCACCUGCUCCAUCAACAAGACGAGUUAGUGAUAGAGCAAGAAGUACAACAGUUUCGUUACUUUGACCCGGCUGGUAACGAAAUCCAAGCGCCCUGUCAGACUCCAGUGCUAUACAAUGAGCCAUUUGUCGAAUGUGGGCCUCUGGUUUCUUCUGGAAACGAAACCACUGCGAUGCUGAUCACCAGCAGCGAUCAUCAAGGGAAACCUGCUGUCAUGAACCCCGGCACCGGCUUCGUUUGGCCCAACAAUCAGAACCGUUUUCUGAAUGGACGAAUAGUAGAAUUCAACCAUUAGACUUAGCGAUUUUAUCUUAUCUCUUCGUUUUAUCAUUGUUCACUCUCACCUUAGCUCAAUAAGUAAUUCAGGACCCACCACACCAUCACAAAAGUUGUGCGUUGUAUAUAGGAAUUUGAGCCGUGUCGUUUGAAUGUCCCUUACUUUUUUUUUUAUUUUGCGAUCUUCAGUUAGUUGCUAUAUCUUUAGAGAGUGGUUAUUUUCCGAUUGGCAUCUGCAGCAUAUUAUAUUUUUUCGGUUCAGUUCAUUUACGUUUAGUUUUCUUUCGAUGAAAGAAAUAUAUAAGUUAUGAGGCAAGUGACUGAGAAUUAAUCUUUUUUUUUGUACAUUUAAUGCGACCCGAUAGGUAUUUCAAGUGCGAGUAGAUUGUGAGAACUAGCAUUUGGGAAUGUUUCCGUUGAGCGUUUCCAAUGAUAACGAUGGAAUAGUAUUGCUUCUGUCUUGUUUUAGUAUUAAACGAGUAAUUUAAAUAAGCGAAGUGCUUUUGUUUGUAUUACAGUAUGAUUUGAGAAAAUCCUUUUGUUGGUUUGUUUCCCAUCGGUUUUUGAGUUGUGAGUUUUGUGUGAUGUGUGUCGUUAAUUUAGAUGUAUGAAGCUUUUGUUUGAUGUAAUGCCAAUUGGGAAUUUAAACGAAUAUAUAUGGAAAACCAGUGUCAACAAUG
Toxorhynchites rutilus septentrionalis is the source of this 4107-nucleotide messenger RNA. Its product is annotated as probable lysine-specific demethylase 4B. The transcript is spliced from 5 exons. Bases 429 to 3446 code for a protein of 1005 amino acids. The record is from RefSeq and is a predicted model, not a curated record. Gene Ontology annotation, biological process: chromatin remodeling. Gene Ontology annotation, cellular component: nucleus. Gene Ontology annotation, molecular function: histone H3K9 demethylase activity; histone H3K36 demethylase activity. Lineage: Eukaryota; Metazoa; Arthropoda; Insecta; Diptera; Culicidae.